AUGGUUCAAGUCACGAAAAUAAAAGAAUCUCCUGAAAAGCUUAAAGUUGGGGUAUUAGCACUUCAAGGCGCAUUCAUCGAACACAUACACAUUCUUCAGCGGUUUCCGCAGGUCUCUCUAGCGAUUCCAAUACGAACCGCCGACCAACUCUCGUCAGUUGACGCGCUGAUAAUACCCGGAGGCGAGUCUACAACGAUUGCACUCGUAGCCGAACGAUCAGGUUUAUUAGAACCGUUACGGGAAUUCGUUGAAAGUAAACCUACAUGGGGUACAUGUGCUGGAAUGAUUCUGUUAGCGAAUGAAGCUACGCAGACUAAACAGGGAGGACAAAAGUUGCUCGGUGGAUUGGAUAUUACAGUUACUAGAAAUAAGUUCGGGACUCAGGCUCCUCUUCAUAUAAACCAUGUAACAACAAAAUCUGGAAAUGACGACGUCUUUCCGGCAGUUUUUAUCCGUGCUCCAAUCAUAAGUCGAAUUAAUUCACUAGACGUGGAAGUGCUUGCACGGCUUGAGCAUACAAUUGGCGACACUGAUGCUUCGGCUAUAGUUGCUGUACGUCAAGGCCACUUAUUUGCCACCGCUUUUCAUCCUGAGUUGACUAAUGACGACCGAAUUCAUCAGUAUUUUGUUAGUUUGGCUUUGGAAUCCUUAAGAAAACGAUGUAGAAUAAUACAACAACAGAUAUAG
Molecule: messenger RNA, 687 nt
Organism: Ambispora gerdemannii
Lineage: Eukaryota; Fungi; Glomeromycota; Glomeromycetes; Archaeosporales; Ambisporaceae
Source: the annotation of a GenBank genome assembly